AUGUCCGAUUCGACGUAUCAACCAAGCUCCAGCCCUACUCGUCCCUGUCUUGUGGACCGAACUCAUGGCUUGAACUCACCCUCCCUUUCUACUUCCUCCAAGGCUGCCUCCAACAAAGCGGCGCAGAAAGCCAUUCUCCAUCACCUGGAGCUCGUCGACUCGAUUGAUAUAAGGAGCCCACCUCGCAAGCAUCGGGGGAGGAAAAGCGCUCGAAAAGCUGCACUCAAGACUGUUGAGGACUUCGCACCGUUGGGAAUCCUUGAUUCCCAAAUCGAUUCUCAAACCUGGCAUGACAACCUUGUUGCGGAGGGGGCAUCUCGAGAAGUCGAGUGCGCUAGCUGCGAGGAGGUCCUCAGCAACUGCGACCAACUUUACGAGGAACUCACUCAAACACGCAAAGACCUCAUCUGCGUGCAAGAAGCCCAUCUGAAGACUACCAACGAGAACAUCCGGCUUGCAAAAGAUUAUGAUCGUUUGGAGAAGGAGAUGCAGUCGUUGAGGGAGGCUAUGGCAUAUGUGGGAGGGAAACUGUUGAAGAGUGCGAAGAAAAGUCAGGAUUAG
Laccaria bicolor S238N-H82 is the source of this 561-nucleotide messenger RNA. RefSeq lists its product as uncharacterized. NCBI's taxonomy places the organism in Eukaryota, Fungi, Basidiomycota, Agaricomycetes, Agaricales, Hydnangiaceae. The record is from RefSeq and is a predicted model, not a curated record. Bases 1 to 561 code for a protein of 186 amino acids. The transcript is spliced from 2 exons.